Closterium sp. Yama58-4 is the source of this 28720-nucleotide messenger RNA. The record is from the annotation of a GenBank genome assembly. NCBI's taxonomy places the organism in Eukaryota, Viridiplantae, Streptophyta, Zygnematophyceae, Desmidiales, Closteriaceae.
AUGCAUGGAGGCGUGUUUGGGUCAUCCACAUGCAUGGAGGCGUGUUUGGGUCAUCCACAUGCAUGGAGGCGUGUUUGGGUCAUCCACAUGCAUGGAGGCGUGUUGGGGGUCAUCCACAUGCAUGGAGGCGUGUUUUGGGUUCAUCCACAUGCAUGGAGGCGUGUUUGGGUCAUCCACAUGCAUGGAGGCGUGUUUGGGUCAUCCACAUGCAUGGAGGCGUGUUUGGGUCAUCCACAUGCAUGGAGGCGUGUUUGGGUCAUCCACAUGCAUGGAGGCGUGUUUGGGUCAUCCACAUGCAUGGAGGCGUGUUUGGGUCAUCCACAUGCAUGGAGGCGUGUUUGGGUCAUCCACAUGCAUGGAGGCGUGUUUGGGUCAUCCCCAUGCAUGGAGGCGUGUUUGGGUCAUCCCCAUGCAUGGAGGCGUGUUUGGGUCAUCCACAUGCAUGGAGGCGUGUUUGGGUCAUCCACAUGCAUGGAGGCGUGUUUGGGUUUGGGUCAUCCCCAUGCAUGGAGGCGUGUUUGGGUCAUCCACAUGCAUGGAGGCGUGUUUGGGUCAUCCACAUGCAUGGAGGCGUGUUUGGGUCAUCCACAUGCAUGGAGGCGUGUUUGGGUCAUCCACAUGCAUGGAGGCGUGUUUGGGUCAUCCACAUGCAUGGAGGCGUGUUUGGGUCAUCCACAUGCAUGGAGGCGUGUUUGGGUCAUCCACAUGCAUGGAGGCGUGUUUGGGUCAUCCCCAUGCAUGGAGGCGUGUUUGGGUCAUCCACAUGCAUGGAGGCGUGUUUGGGUCAUCCACAUGCAUGGAGGCGUGUUUGGGUCAUCCCCAUGCAUGGAGGCGUGUUUGGGUCAUCCACAUGCAUGGAGGCGUGUUUGGGUCAUCCACAUGCAUGGAGGCGUGUUUGGGUCAUCCACAUGCAUGGAGGCGUGUUUGGGUCAUCCACAUGCAUGGAGGCGUGUUUGGGUCAUCCACAUGCAUGGAGGCGUGUUUGGGUCAUCCACAUGCAUGGAGGCGUGUUUGGGUCAUCCACAUGCAUGGAGGCGUGUUUGGGUCAUCCACAUGCAUGGAGGCGUGUUUGGGUCAUCCCAUGCAUGGAGGCGUUUUUGGGUCAUCCACAAUGGAGGGCGUGUUGGGUCAUCCACAUGCAUGGAGGCGUGUGUUUUGGGGUCAUCCACAUGCAUGGAGGCGUGUUUGGGUCAUCCACAUGCAUGGAGGCGUGUUUGGGUCAUCCCCAUGCAUGGAGGCGUGUUUGGGUCAUCCACAUGCAUGGAGGCGUGUGUUUGGGUGGGGGUCAUCCACAUGCAUGGAGGCGUGUUUGGGUCAUCCACAUGCAUGGAGGCGUGUUUGGGUCAUCCCCAUGCAUGGAGGCGUGUUUGGGUCAUCCACAUGCAUGGAGGCGUGUUUGGGUCAUCCACAUGCAUGGAGGCGUGUUUGGGUCAUCCACAUGCAUGGAGGCGUGUUUGGGUCAUCCACAUGCAUGGAGGCGUGUUUGGGUCAUCCACAUGCAUGGAGGCGUGUUUGGGUCAUCCACAUGCAUGGAGGCGUGUUUGGGUCAUCCACAUGCAUGGAGGCGUGUUUGGGUCAUCCACAUGCAUGGAGGCGUGUUUGGGUCAUCCACAUGCAUGGAGGCGUGUUUGGGUCAUCCACAUGCAUGGAGGCGUGUUUGGGUCAUCCCCAUGCAUGGAGGCGUGUUUGGGUCAUCCCCAUGCAUGGAGGCGUGUUUGGGUCAUCCCCAUGCAUGGAGGCGUGUUUGGGUCAUCCACAUGCAUGGAGGCGUGUUUGGGUCAUCCACAUGCAUGGAGGCGUGUUUGGGUCAUCCACAUGCAUGGAGGCGUGUUUGGGUCAUCCACAUGCAUGGAGGCGUGUUUGGGUCAUCCACAUGCAUGGAGGCGUGUUUGGGUCAUCCACAUGCAUGGAGGCGUGUUUGGGUCAUCCACAUGCAUGGAGGCGUGUUUGGGUCAUCCCCAUGCAUGGAGGCGUGUUUGGGUCAUCCACAUGCAUGGAGGCGUGUUUGGGUCAUCCACAUGCAUGGAGGCGUGUUUGGGUCAUCCACAUGCAUGGAGGCGUGUUUGGGUCAUCCACAUGCAUGGAGGCGUGUUUGGGUCAUCCCCAUGCAUGGAGGCGUGUUUGGGUCAUCCACAUGCAUGGAGGCGUGUUUGGGUCAUCCACAUGCAUGGAGGCGUGUUUGGGUCAUCCACAUGCAUGGAGGCGUGUUUGGGUCAUCCACAUGCAUGGAGGCGUGUUUGGGUCAUCCACAUGCAUGGAGGCGUGUUUGGGUCAUCCACAUGCAUGGAGGCGUGUUUGGGUCAUCCCCAUGCAUGGAGGCGUGUUUGGGUCAUCCACAUGCAUGGAGGCGUGUUUGGGUCAUCCACAUGCAUGGAGGCGUGUUUGGGUCAUCCACAUGCAUGGAGGCGUGUUUGGGUCAUCCACAUGCAUGGAGGCGUGUUUGGGUCAUCCACAUGCAUGGAGGCGUGUUUGGGUCAUCCACAUGCAUGGAGGCGUGUUUGGGUCAUCCACAUGCAUGGAGGCGUGUUUGGGUCAUCCACAUGCAUGGAGGCGUGUUUGGGUCAUCCACAUGCAUGGAGGCGUGUUUGGGUCAUCCACAUGCAUGGAGGCGUGUUUGGGUCAUCCACAUGCAUGGAGGCGUGUUUGGGUCAUCCACAUGCAUGGAGGCGUGUUUGGGUCAUCCACAUGCAUGGAGGCGUGUUUGGGUCAUCCACAUGCAUGGAGGCGUGUUUGGGUCAUCCACAUGCAUGGAGGCGUGUUUGGGUCAUCCACAUGCAUGGAGGCGUGUUUGGGUCAUCCACAUGCAUGGAGGCGUGUUUGGGUCAUCCCCAUGCAUGGAGGCGUGUUUGGGUCAUCCACAUGCAUGGAGGCGUGUUUGGGUCAUCCCCAUGCAUGGAGGCGUGUUUGGGUCAUCCACAUGCAUGGAGGCGUGUUUGGGUCAUCCACAUGCAUGGAGGCGUGUUUGGGUCAUCCACAUGCAUGGAGGCGUGUUUGGGUCAUCCCCAUGCAUGGAGGCGUGUUUGGGUCAUCCCCAUGCAUGGAGGCGUGUUUGGGUCAUCCACAUGCAUGGAGGCGUGUUUGGGUCAUCCACAUGCAUGGAGGCGUGUUUGGGUCAUCCACAUGCAUGGAGGCGUGUUUGGGUCAUCCACAUGCAUGGAGGCGUGUUUGGGUCAUCCACAUGCAUGGAGGCGUGUUUGGGUCAUCCACAUGCAUGGAGGCGUGUUUGGGUCAUCCCCAUGCAUGGAGGCGUGUUUGGGUCAUCCACAUGCAUGGAGGCGUGUUUGGGUCAUCCACAUGCAUGGAGGCGUGUUUGGGUCAUCCCCAUGCAUGGAGGCGUGUUUGGGUCAUCCACAUGCAUGGAGGCGUGUUUGGGUCAUCCACAUGCAUGGAGGCGUGUUUGGGUCAUCCCCAUGCAUGGAGGCGUGUUUGGGUCAUCCACAUGCAUGGAGGCGUGUUUGGGUCAUCCACAUGCAUGGAGGCGUGUUUGGGUCAUCCACAUGCAUGGAGGCGUGUUUGGGUCAUCCCCAUGCAUGGAGGCGUGUUUGGGUCAUCCACAUGCAUGGAGGCGUGUUUGGGUCAUCCACAUGCAUGGAGGCGUGUUUGGGUCAUCCACAUGCAUGGAGGCGUGUUUGGGUCAUCCACAUGCAUGGAGGCGUGUUUGGGUCAUCCCCAUGCAUGGAGGCGUGUUUGGGUCAUCCACAUGCAUGGAGGCGUGUUUGGGUCAUCCACAUGCAUGGAGGCGUGUUUGGGUCAUCCCCAUGCAUGGAGGCGUGUUUGGGUCAUCCACAUGCAUGGAGGCGUGUUUGGGUCAUCCACAUGCAUGGAGGCGUGUUUGGGUCAUCCACAUGCAUGGAGGCGUGUUUGGGUCAUCCACAUGCAUGGAGGCGUGUUUGGGUCAUCCACAUGCAUGGAGGCGUGUUUGGGUCAUCCCCAUGCAUGGAGGCGUGUUUGGGUCAUCCACAUGCAUGGAGGCGUGUUUGGGUCAUCCACAUGCAUGGAGGCGUGUUUGGGUCAUCCACAUGCAUGGAGGCGUGUUUGGGUCAUCCCCAUGCAUGGAGGCGUGUUUGGGUCAUCCACAUGCAUGGAGGCGUGUUUGGGUCAUCCACAUGCAUGGAGGCGUGUUUGGGUCAUCCACAUGCAUGGAGGCGUGUUUGGGUCAUCCACAUGCAUGGAGGCGUGUUUGGGUCAUCCCCAUGCAUGGAGGCGUGUUUGGGUCAUCCACAUGCAUGGAGGCGUGUUUGGGUCAUCCACAUGCAUGGAGGCGUGUUUGGGUCAUCCCCAUGCAUGGAGGCGUGUUUGGGUCAUCCCCAUGCAUGGAGGCGUGUUUGGGUCAUCCCCAUGCAUGGAGGCGUGUUUGGGUUUGGGUCAUCCACAUGCAUGGAGGCGUGUUUGGGUCAUCCCCAUGCAUGGAGGCGUGUUUGGGUCAUCCACAUGCAUGGAGGCGUGUUUGGGUCAUCCCCAUGCAUGGAGGCGUGUUUGGGUCAUCCCCAUGCAUGGAGGCGUGUUUGGGUCAUCCACAUGCAUGGAGGCGUGUUUGGGUCAUCCACAUGCAUGGAGGCGUGUUUGGGUCAUCCACAUGCAUGGAGGCGUGUUUGGGUCAUCCACAUGCAUGGAGGCGUGUUUGGGUCAUCCCCAUGCAUGGAGGCGUGUUUGGGUCAUCCCCAUGCAUGGAGGCGUGUUUGGGUCAUCCCCAUGCAUGGAGGCGUGUUUGGUCAUCCCAUGCAUGGAGGCGUGUUUGGGUCAUCCACAUGCAUGGAGGCGUGUUUGGGUCAUCCACAUGCAUGGAGGCGUGUUUGGGUCAUCCACAUGCAUGGAGGCGUGUUUGGGUCAUCCACAUGCAUGGAGGCGUGUUUGGGUCAUCCACAUGCAUGGAGGCGUGUUUGGGUCAUCCACAUGCAUGGAGGCGUGUUUGGGUCAUCCCCAUGCAUGGAGGCGUGUUUGGGUCAUCCACAUGCAUGGAGGCGUGUUUGGGUCAUCCACAUGCAUGGAGGCGUGUUUGGGUCAUCCACAUGCAUGGAGGCGUGUUUGGGUCAUCCACAUGCAUGGAGGCGUGUUUGGGUCAUCCACAUGCAUGGAGGCGUGUUUGGGUCAUCCCCAUGCAUGGAGGCGUGUUUGGGUCAUCCCCAUGCAUGGAGGCGUGUUUGGGUCAUCCACAUGCAUGGAGGCGUGUUUGGGUCAUCCCCAUGCAUGGAGGCGUGUUUGGGUCAUCCACAUGCAUGGAGGCGUGUUUGGGUCAUCCCCAUGCAUGGAGGCGUGUUUGGGUCAUCCACAUGCAUGGAGGCGUGUUUGGGUCAUCCCCAUGCAUGGAGGCGUGUUUGGGUCAUCCACAUGCAUGGAGGCGUGUUUGGGUCAUCCACAUGCAUGGAGGCGUGUUUGGGUCAUCCACAUGCAUGGAGGCGUGUUUGGGUCAUCCACAUGCAUGGAGGCGUGUUUGGGUCAUCCCCAUGCAUGGAGGCGUGUUUGGGUCAUCCCCAUGCAUGGAGGCGUGUUUGGGUCAUCCCCAUGCAUGGAGGCGUGUUUGGGUCAUCCACAUGCAUGGAGGCGUGUUUGGGUCAUCCACAUGCAUGGAGGCGUGUUUGGGUCAUCCACAUGCAUGGAGGCGUGUUUGGGUCAUCCACAUGCAUGGAGGCGUGUUUGGGUCAUCCACAUGCAUGGAGGCGUGUUUGGGUCAUCCACAUGCAUGGAGGCGUGUUUGGGUCAUCCACAUGCAUGGAGGCGUGUUUGGGUCAUCCACAUGCAUGGAGGCGUGUUUGGGUCAUCCACAUGCAUGGAGGCGUGUUUGGGUCAUCCACAUGCAUGGAGGCGUGUUUGGGUCAUCCACAUGCAUGGAGGCGUGUUUGGGUCAUCCACAUGCAUGGAGGCGUGUUUGGGUCAUCCACAUGCAUGGAGGCGUGUUUGGGUCAUCCACAUGCAUGGAGGCGUGUUUGGGUCAUCCACAUGCAUGGAGGCGUGUUUGGGUCAUCCACAUGCAUGGAGGCGUGUUUGGGUCAUCCACAUGCAUGGAGGCGUGUUUGGGUCAUCCCCAUGCAUGGAGGCGUGUUUGGGUCAUCCCCAUGCAUGGAGGCGUGUUUGGGUCAUCCACAUGCAUGGAGGCGUGUUUGGGUCAUCCCCAUGCAUGGAGGCGUGUUUGGGUCAUCCCCAUGCAUGGAGGCGUGUUUGGGUCAUCCACAUGCAUGGAGGCGUGUUUGGGUCAUCCACAUGCAUGGAGGCGUGUUUGGGUCAUCCCCAUGCAUGGAGGCGUGUUUGGGUCAUCCACAUGCAUGGAGGCGUGUUUGGGUCAUCCCCAUGCAUGGAGGCGUGUUUGGGUCAUCCCCAUGCAUGGAGGCGUGUUUGGGUCAUCCACAUGCAUGGAGGCGUGUUUGGGUCAUCCACAUGCAUGGAGGCGUGUUUGGGUCAUCCACAUGCAUGGAGGCGUGUUUGGGUCAUCCACAUGCAUGGAGGCGUGUUUGGGUCAUCCACAUGCAUGGAGGCGUGUUUGGGUCAUCCACAUGCAUGGAGGCGUGUUUGGGUCAUCCACAUGCAUGGAGGCGUGUUUGGGUCAUCCACAUGCAUGGAGGCGUGUUUGGGUCAUCCACAUGCAUGGAGGCGUGUUUGGGUCAUCCACAUGCAUGGAGGCGUGUUUGGGUCAUCCACAUGCAUGGAGGCGUGUUUGGGUCAUCCCCAUGCAUGGAGGCGUGUUUGGGUCAUCCACAUGCAUGGAGGCGUGUUUGGGUCAUCCACAUGCAUGGAGGCGUGUUUGGGUCAUCCACAUGCAUGGAGGCGUGUUUGGGUCAUCCACAUGCAUGGAGGCGUGUUUGGGUCAUCCACAUGCAUGGAGGCGUGUUUGGGUCAUCCACAUGCAUGGAGGCGUGUUUGGGUCAUCCACAUGCAUGGAGGCGUGUUUGGGUCAUCCACAUGCAUGGAGGCGUGUUUGGGUCAUCCACAUGCAUGGAGGCGUGUUUGGGUCAUCCACAUGCAUGGAGGCGUGUUUGGGUCAUCCACAUGCAUGGAGGCGUGUUUGGGUCAUCCACAUGCAUGGAGGCGUGUUUGGGUCAUCCACAUGCAUGGAGGCGUGUUUGGGUCAUCCCCAUGCAUGGAGGCGUGUUUGGGUCAUCCCCAUGCAUGGAGGCGUGUUUGGGUCAUCCACAUGCAUGGAGGCGUGUUUGGGUCAUCCACAUGCAUGGAGGCGUGUUUGGGUCAUCCACAUGCAUGGAGGCGUGUUUGGGUCAUCCACAUGCAUGGAGGCGUGUUUGGGUCAUCCACAUGCAUGGAGGCGUGUUUGGGUCAUCCACAUGCAUGGAGGCGUGUUUGGGUCAUCCACAUGCAUGGAGGCGUGUUUGGGUCAUCCACAUGCAUGGAGGCGUGUUUGGGUCAUCCCCAUGCAUGGAGGCGUGUUUGGGUCAUCCCCAUGCAUGGAGGCGUGUUUGGGUCAUCCCCAUGCAUGGAGGCGUGUUUGGGUCAUCCACAUGCAUGGAGGCGUGUUUGGGUCAUCCACAUGCAUGGAGGCGUGUUUGGGUCAUCCCCAUGCAUGGAGGCGUGUUUGGGUCAUCCACAUGCAUGGAGGCGUGUUUGGGUCAUCCACAUGCAUGGAGGCGUGUUUGGGUCAUCCACAUGCAUGGAGGCGUGUUUGGGUCAUCCACAUGCAUGGAGGCGUGUUUGGGUCAUCCACAUGCAUGGAGGCGUGUUUGGGUCAUCCACAUGCAUGGAGGCGUGUUUGGGUCAUCCCCAUGCAUGGAGGCGUGUUUGGGUCAUCCCCAUGCAUGGAGGCGUGUUUGGGUCAUCCACAUGCAUGGAGGCGUGUUUGGGUCAUCCCCAUGCAUGGAGGCGUGUUUGGGUCAUCCACAUGCAUGGAGGCGUGUUUGGGUCAUCCACAUGCAUGGAGGCGUGUUUGGGUCAUCCACAUGCAUGGAGGCGUGUUUGGGUCAUCCACAUGCAUGGAGGCGUGUUUGGGUCAUCCACAUGCAUGGAGGCGUGUUUGGGUCAUCCCCAUGCAUGGAGGCGUGUUUGGGUCAUCCCCAUGCAUGGAGGCGUGUUUGGGUCAUCCCCAUGCAUGGAGGCGUGUUUGGGUCAUCCCCAUGCAUGGAGGCGUGUUUGGGUCAUCCCCAUGCAUGGAGGCGUGUUUGGGUCAUCCCCAUGCAUGGAGGCGUGUUUGGGUCAUCCACAUGCAUGGAGGCGUGUUUGGGUCAUCCACAUGCAUGGAGGCGUGUUUGGGUCAUCCACAUGCAUGGAGGCGUGUUUGGGUCAUCCACAUGCAUGGAGGCGUGUUUGGGUCAUCCACAUGCAUGGAGGCGUGUUUGGGUCAUCCACAUGCAUGGAGGCGUGUUUGGGUCAUCCCCAUGCAUGGAGGCGUGUUUGGGUCAUCCCCAUGCAUGGAGGCGUGUUUGGGUCAUCCCCAUGCAUGGAGGCGUGUUUGGGUCAUCCACAUGCAUGGAGGCGUGUUUGGGUCAUCCCCAUGCAUGGAGGCGUGUUUGGGUCAUCCCCAUGCAUGGAGGCGUGUUUGGGUCAUCCCCAUGCAUGGAGGCGUGUUUGGGUCAUCCCCAUGCAUGGAGGCGUGUUUGGGUCAUCCACAUGCAUGGAGGCGUGUUUGGGUCAUCCCCAUGCAUGGAGGCGUGUUUGGGUCAUCCCCAUGCAUGGAGGCGUGUUUGGGUCAUCCCCAUGCAUGGAGGCGUGUUUGGGUCAUCCACAUGCAUGGAGGCGUGUUUGGGUCAUCCACAUGCAUGGAGGCGUGUUUGGGUCAUCCCCAUGCAUGGAGGCGUGUUUGGGUCAUCCCCAUGCAUGGAGGCGUGUUUGGGUCAUCCACAUGCAUGGAGGCGUGUUUGGGUCAUCCACAUGCAUGGAGGCGUGUUUGGGUCAUCCACAUGCAUGGAGGCGUGUUUGGGUCAUCCACAUGCAUGGAGGCGUGUUUGGGUCAUCCACAUGCAUGGAGGCGUGUUUGGGUCAUCCACAUGCAUGGAGGCGUGUUUGGGUCAUCCACAUGCAUGGAGGCGUGUUUGGGUCAUCCCCAUGCAUGGAGGCGUGUUUGGGUCAUCCACAUGCAUGGAGGCGUGUUUGGGUCAUCCACAUGCAUGGAGGCGUGUUUGGGUCAUCCACAUGCAUGGAGGCGUGUUUGGGUCAUCCACAUGCAUGGAGGCGUGUUUGGGUCAUCCACAUGCAUGGAGGCGUGUUUGGGUCAUCCACAUGCAUGGAGGCGUGUUUGGGUCAUCCACAUGCAUGGAGGCGUGUUUGGGUCAUCCACAUGCAUGGAGGCGUGUUUGGGUCAUCCACAUGCAUGGAGGCGUGUUUGGGUCAUCCCCAUGCAUGGAGGCGUGUUUGGGUCAUCCACAUGCAUGGAGGCGUGUUUGGGUCAUCCACAUGCAUGGAGGCGUGUUUGGGUCAUCCACAUGCAUGGAGGCGUGUUUGGGUCAUCCACAUGCAUGGAGGCGUGUUUGGGUCAUCCCCAUGCAUGGAGGCGUGUUUGGGUCAUCCCCAUGCAUGGAGGCGUGUUUGGGUCAUCCACAUGCAUGGAGGCGUGUUUGGGUCAUCCACAUGCAUGGAGGCGUGUUUGGGUCAUCCACAUGCAUGGAGGCGUGUUUGGGUCAUCCACAUGCAUGGAGGCGUGUUUGGGUCAUCCACAUGCAUGGAGGCGUGUUUGGGUCAUCCACAUGCAUGGAGGCGUGUUUGGGUCAUCCACAUGCAUGGAGGCGUGUUUGGGUCAUCCACAUGCAUGGAGGCGUGUUUGGGUCAUCCACAUGCAUGGAGGCGUGUUUGGGUCAUCCACAUGCAUGGAGGCGUGUUUGGGUCAUCCCCAUGCAUGGAGGCGUGUUUGGGUCAUCCACAUGCAUGGAGGCGUGUUUGGGUCAUCCACAUGCAUGGAGGCGUGUUUGGGUCAUCCACAUGCAUGGAGGCGUGUUUGGGUCAUCCACAUGCAUGGAGGCGUGUUUGGGUCAUCCCCAUGCAUGGAGGCGUGUUUGGGUCAUCCCCAUGCAUGGAGGCGUGUUUGGGUCAUCCACAUGCAUGGAGGCGUGUUUGGGUCAUCCACAUGCAUGGAGGCGUGUUUGGGUCAUCCCCAUGCAUGGAGGCGUGUUUGGGUCAUCCCCAUGCAUGGAGGCGUGUUUGGGCGUGUUUGGGUCAUCCACAUGCAUGGAGGCGUGUUUGGGUCAUCCCCAUGCAUGGAGGCGUGUUUGGGUCAUCCCCAUGCAUGGAGGCGUGUUUGGGUCAUCCACAUGCAUGGAGGCGUGUUUGGGUCAUCCCCAUGCAUGGAGGCGUGUUUGGGUCAUCCCCAUGCAUGGAGGCGUGUUUGGGUCAUCCACAUGCAUGGAGGCGUGUUUGGGUCAUCCACAUGCAUGGAGGCGUGUUUGGGUCAUCCCCAUGCAUGGAGGCGUGUUUGGGUCAUCCCCAUGCAUGGAGGCGUGUUUGGGUCAUCCACAUGCAUGGAGGCGUGUUUGGGUCAUCCCCAUGCAUGGAGGCGUGUUUGGGUCAUCCACAUGCAUGGAGGCGUGUUUGGGUCAUCCACAUGCAUGGAGGCGUGUUUGGGUCAUCCACAUGCAUGGAGGCGUGUUUGGGUCAUCCCCAUGCAUGGAGGCGUGUUUGGGUCAUCCACAUGCAUGGAGGCGUGUUUGGGUCAUCCACAUGCAUGGAGGCGUGUUUGGGUCAUCCACAUGCAUGGAGGCGUGUUUGGGUCAUCCACAUGCAUGGAGGCGUGUUUGGGUCAUCCACAUGCAUGGAGGCGUGUUUGGGUCAUCCACAUGCAUGGAGGCGUGUUUGGGUCAUCCACAUGCAUGGAGGCGUGUUUGGGUCAUCCACAUGCAUGGAGGCGUGUUUGGGUCAUCCACAUGCAUGGAGGCGUGUUUGGGUCAUCCACAUGCAUGGAGGCGUGUUUGGGUCAUCCACAUGCAUGGAGGCGUGUUUGGGUCAUCCACAUGCAUGGAGGCGUGUUUGGGUCAUCCACAUGCAUGGAGGCGUGUUUGGGUCAUCCACAUGCAUGGAGGCGUGUUUGGGUCAUCCACAUGCAUGGAGGCGUGUUUGGGUCAUCCACAUGCAUGGAGGCGUGUUUGGGUCAUCCACAUGCAUGGAGGCGUGUUUGGGUCAUCCACAUGCAUGGAGGCGUGUUUGGGUCAUCCACAUGCAUGGAGGCGUGUUUGGGUCAUCCACAUGCAUGGAGGCGUGUUUGGGUCAUCCACAUGCAUGGAGGCGUGUUUGGGUCAUCCACAUGCAUGGAGGCGUGUUUGGGUCAUCCACAUGCAUGGAGGCGUGUUUGGGUCAUCCACAUGCAUGGAGGCGUGUUUGGGUCAUCCACAUGCAUGGAGGCGUGUUUGGGUCAUCCACAUGCAUGGAGGCGUGUUUGGGUCAUCCACAUGCAUGGAGGCGUGUUUGGGUCAUCCACAUGCAUGGAGGCGUGUUUGGGUCAUCCACAUGCAUGGAGGCGUGUUUGGGUCAUCCACAUGCAUGGAGGCGUGUUUGGGUCAUCCACAUGCAUGGAGGCGUGUUUGGGUCAUCCCCAUGCAUGGAGGCGUGUUUGGGUCAUCCCCAUGCAUGGAGGCGUGUUUGGGUCAUCCCCAUGCAUGGAGGCGUGUUUGGGUCAUCCCCAUGCAUGGAGGCGUGUUUGGGUCAUCCCCAUGCAUGGAGGCGUGUUUGGGUCAUCCCCAUGCAUGGAGGCGUGUUUGGGUCAUCCACAUGCAUGGAGGCGUGUUUGGGUCAUCCACAUGCAUGGAGGCGUGUUUGGGUCAUCCACAUGCAUGGAGGCGUGUUUGGGUCAUCCCCAUGCAUGGAGGCGUGUUUGGGUCAUCCACAUGCAUGGAGGCGUGUUUGGGUCAUCCACAUGCAUGGAGGCGUGUUUGGGUCAUCCACAUGCAUGGAGGCGUGUUUGGGUCAUCCACAUGCAUGGAGGCGUGUUUGGGUCAUCCCCAUGCAUGGAGGCGUGUUUGGGUCAUCCCCAUGCAUGGAGGCGUGUUUGGGUCAUCCCCAUGCAUGGAGGCGUGUUUGGGUCAUCCCCAUGCAUGGAGGCGUGUUUGGGUCAUCCCCAUGCAUGGAGGCGUGUUUGGGUCAUCCACAUGCAUGGAGGCGUGUUUGGGUCAUCCCCAUGCAUGGAGGCGUGUUUGGGUCAUCCCCAUGCAUGGAGGCGUGUUUGGGUCAUCCCCAUGCAUGGAGGCGUGUUUGGGUCAUCCACAUGCAUGGAGGCGUGUUUGGGUCAUCCACAUGCAUGGAGGCGUGUUUGGGUCAUCCACAUGCAUGGAGGCGUGUUUGGGUCAUCCACAUGCAUGGAGGCGUGUUUGGGUCAUCCACAUGCAUGGAGGCGUGUUUGGGUCAUCCCCAUGCAUGGAGGCGUGUUUGGGUCAUCCACAUGCAUGGAGGCGUGUUUGGGUCAUCCACAUGCAUGGAGGCGUGUUUGGGUCAUCCACAUGCAUGGAGGCGUGUUUGGGUCAUCCACAUGCAUGGAGGCGUGUUUGGGUCAUCCACAUGCAUGGAGGCGUGUUUGGGUCAUCCACAUGCAUGGAGGCGUGUUUGGGUCAUCCCCAUGCAUGGAGGCGUGUUUGGGUCAUCCCCAUGCAUGGAGGCGUGUUUGGGUCAUCCCCAUGCAUGGAGGCGUGUUUGGGUCAUCCACAUGCAUGGAGGCGUGUUUGGGUCAUCCACAUGCAUGGAGGCGUGUUUGGGUCAUCCACAUGCAUGGAGGCGUGUUUGGGUCAUCCACAUGCAUGGAGGCGUGUUUGGGUCAUCCACAUGCAUGGAGGCGUGUUUGGGUCAUCCACAUGCAUGGAGGCGUGUUUGGGUCAUCCACAUGCAUGGAGGCGUGUUUGGGUCAUCCACAUGCAUGGAGGCGUGUUUGGGUCAUCCACAUGCAUGGAGGCGUGUUUGGGUCAUCCACAUGCAUGGAGGCGUGUUUGGGUCAUCCACAUGCAUGGAGGCGUGUUUGGGUCAUCCACAUGCAUGGAGGCGUGUUUGGGUCAUCCCCAUGCAUGGAGGCGUGUUUGGGUCAUCCCCAUGCAUGGAGGCGUGUUUGGGUCAUCCCCAUGCAUGGAGGCGUGUUUGGGUCAUCCCCAUGCAUGGAGGCGUGUUUGGGUCAUCCACAUGCAUGGAGGCGUGUUUGGGUCAUCCACAUGCAUGGAGGCGUGUUUGGGUCAUCCACAUGCAUGGAGGCGUGUUUGGGUCAUCCACAUGCAUGGAGGCGUGUUUGGGUCAUCCACAUGCAUGGAGGCGUGUUUGGGUCAUCCACAUGCAUGGAGGCGUGUUUGGGUCAUCCCCAUGCAUGGAGGCGUGUUUGGGUCAUCCACAUGCAUGGAGGCGUGUUUGGGUCAUCCACAUGCAUGGAGGCGUGUUUGGGUCAUCCACAUGCAUGGAGGCGUGUUUGGGUCAUCCACAUGCAUGGAGGCGUGUUUGGGUCAUCCACAUGCAUGGAGGCGUGUUUGGGUCAUCCACAUGCAUGGAGGCGUGUUUGGGUCAUCCACAUGCAUGGAGGCGUGUUUGGGUCAUCCACAUGCAUGGAGGCGUGUUUGGGUCAUCCACAUGCAUGGAGGCGUGUUUGGGUCAUCCCCAUGCAUGGAGGCGUGUUUGGGUCAUCCCCAUGCAUGGAGGCGUGUUUGGGUCAUCCCCAUGCAUGGAGGCGUGUUUGGGUCAUCCCCAUGCAUGGAGGCGUGUUUGGGUCAUCCCCAUGCAUGGAGGCGUGUUUGGGUCAUCCACAUGCAUGGAGGCGUGUUUGGGUCAUCCACAUGCAUGGAGGCGUGUUUGGGUCAUCCACAUGCAUGGAGGCGUGUUUGGGUCAUCCCCAUGCAUGGAGGCGUGUUUGGGUCAUCCACAUGCAUGGAGGCGUGUUUGGGUCAUCCACAUGCAUGGAGGCGUGUUUGGGUCAUCCACAUGCAUGGAGGCGUGUUUGGGUCAUCCACAUGCAUGGAGGCGUGUUUGGGUCAUCCACAUGCAUGGAGGCGUGUUUGGGUCAUCCACAUGCAUGGAGGCGUGUUUGGGUCAUCCCCAUGCAUGGAGGCGUGUUUGGGUCAUCCCCAUGCAUGGAGGCGUGUUUGGGUCAUCCCCAUGCAUGGAGGCGUGUUUGGGUCAUCCACAUGCAUGGAGGCGUGUUUGGGUCAUCCACAUGCAUGGAGGCGUGUUUGGGUCAUCCACAUGCAUGGAGGCGUGUUUGGGUCAUCCACAUGCAUGGAGGCGUGUUUGGGUCAUCCACAUGCAUGGAGGCGUGUUUGGGUCAUCCACAUGCAUGGAGGCGUGUUUGGGUCAUCCACAUGCAUGGAGGCGUGUUUGGGUCAUCCACAUGCAUGGAGGCGUGUUUGGGUCAUCCACAUGCAUGGAGGCGUGUUUGGGUCAUCCACAUGCAUGGAGGCGUGUUUGGGUCAUCCACAUGCAUGGAGGCGUGUUUGGGUCAUCCACAUGCAUGGAGGCGUGUUUGGGUCAUCCCCAUGCAUGGAGGCGUGUUUGGGUCAUCCCCAUGCAUGGAGGCGUGUUUGGGUCAUCCCCAUGCAUGGAGGCGUGUUUGGGUCAUCCCCAUGCAUGGAGGCGUGUUUGGGUCAUCCACAUGCAUGGAGGCGUGUUUGGGUCAUCCACAUGCAUGGAGGCGUGUUUGGGUCAUCCACAUGCAUGGAGGCGUGUUUGGGUCAUCCACAUGCAUGGAGGCGUGUUUGGGUCAUCCACAUGCAUGGAGGCGUGUUUGGGUCAUCCACAUGCAUGGAGGCGUGUUUGGGUCAUCCCCAUGCAUGGAGGCGUGUUUGGGUCAUCCACAUGCAUGGAGGCGUGUUUGGGUCAUCCACAUGCAUGGAGGCGUGUUUGGGUCAUCCACAUGCAUGGAGGCGUGUUUGGGUCAUCCACAUGCAUGGAGGCGUGUUUGGGUCAUCCACAUGCAUGGAGGCGUGUUUGGGUCAUCCACAUGCAUGGAGGCGUGUUUGGGUCAUCCACAUGCAUGGAGGCGUGUUUGGGUCAUCCACAUGCAUGGAGGCGUGUUUGGGUCAUCCACAUGCAUGGAGGCGUGUUUGGGUCAUCCCCAUGCAUGGAGGCGUGUUUGGGUCAUCCCCAUGCAUGGAGGCGUGUUUGGGUCAUCCCCAUGCAUGGAGGCGUGUUUGGGUCAUCCACAUGCAUGGAGGCGUGUUUGGGUCAUCCACAUGCAUGGAGGCGUGUUUGGGUCAUCCCCAUGCAUGGAGGCGUGUUUGGGUCAUCCCCAUGCAUGGAGGCGUGUUUGGGUCAUCCCCAUGCAUGGAGGCGUGUUUGGGUCAUCCCCAUGCAUGGAGGCGUGUUUGGGUCAUCCACAUGCAUGGAGGCGUGUUUGGGUCAUCCACAUGCAUGGAGGCGUGUUUGGGUCAUCCACAUGCAUGGAGGCGUGUUUGGGUCAUCCACAUGCAUGGAGGCGUGUUUGGGUCAUCCACAUGCAUGGAGGCGUGUUUGGGUCAUCCCCAUGCAUGGAGGCGUGUUUGGGUCAUCCACAUGCAUGGAGGCGUGUUUGGGUCAUCCACAUGCAUGGAGGCGUGUUUGGGUCAUCCACAUGCAUGGAGGCGUGUUUGGGUCAUCCACAUGCAUGGAGGCGUGUUUGGGUCAUCCACAUGCAUGGAGGCGUGUUUGGGUCAUCCACAUGCAUGGAGGCGUGUUUGGGUCAUCCACAUGCAUGGAGGCGUGUUUGGGUCAUCCACAUGCAUGGAGGCGUGUUUGGGUCAUCCACAUGCAUGGAGGCGUGUUUGGGUCAUCCACAUGCAUGGAGGCGUGUUUGGGUCAUCCACAUGCAUGGAGGCGUGUUUGGGUCAUCCACAUGCAUGGAGGCGUGUUUGGGUCAUCCACAUGCAUGGAGGCGUGUUUGGGUCAUCCACAUGCAUGGAGGCGUGUUUGGGUCAUCCACAUGCAUGGAGGCGUGUUUGGGUCAUCCACAUGCAUGGAGGCGUGUUUGGGUCAUCCACAUGCAUGGAGGCGUGUUUGGGUCAUCCACAUGCAUGGAGGCGUGUUUGGGUCAUCCACAUGCAUGGAGGCGUGUUUGGGUCAUCCACAUGCAUGGAGGCGUGUUUGGGUCAUCCACAUGCAUGGAGGCGUGUUUGGGUCAUCCACAUGCAUGGAGGCGUGUUUGGGUCAUCCACAUGCAUGGAGGCGUGUUUGGGUCAUCCACAUGCAUGGAGGCGUGUUUGGGUCAUCCACAUGCAUGGAGGCGUGUUUGGGUCAUCCACAUGCAUGGAGGCGUGUUUGGGUCAUCCACAUGCAUGGAGGCGUGUUUGGGUCAUCCACAUGCAUGGAGGCGUGUUUGGGUCAUCCACAUGCAUGGAGGCGUGUUUGGGUCAUCCACAUGCAUGGAGGCGUGUUUGGGUCAUCCACAUGCAUGGAGGCGUGUUUGGGUCAUCCACAUGCAUGGAGGCGUGUUUGGGUCAUCCACAUGCAUGGAGGCGUGUUUGGGUCAUCCACAUGCAUGGAGGCGUGUUUGGGUCAUCCACAUGCAUGGAGGCGUGUUUGGGUCAUCCACAUGCAUGGAGGCGUGUUUGGGUCAUCCACAUGCAUGGAGGCGUGUUUGGGUCAUCCACAUGCAUGGAGGCGUGUUUGGGUCAUCCACAUGCAUGGAGGCGUGUUUGGGUCAUCCACAUGCAUGGAGGCGUGUUUGGGUCAUCCACAUGCAUGGAGGCGUGUUUGGGUCAUCCACAUGCAUGGAGGCGUGUUUGGGUCAUCCACAUGCAUGGAGGCGUGUUUGGGUCAUCCACAUGCAUGGAGGCGUGUUUGGGUCAUCCACAUGCAUGGAGGCGUGUUUGGGUCAUCCACAUGCAUGGAGGCGUGUUUGGGUCAUCCACAUGCAUGGAGGCGUGUUUGGGUCAUCCACAUGCAUGGAGGCGUGUUUGGGUCAUCCACAUGCAUGGAGGCGUGUUUGGGUCAUCCACAUGCAUGGAGGCGUGUUUGGGUCAUCCACAUGCAUGGAGGCGUGUUUGGGUCAUCCACAUGCAUGGAGGCGUGUUUGGGUCAUCCACAUGCAUGGAGGCGUGUUUGGGUCAUCCACAUGCAUGGAGGCGUGUUUGGGUCAUCCACAUGCAUGGAGGCGUGUUUGGGUCAUCCACAUGCAUGGAGGCGUGUUUGGGUCAUCCACAUGCAUGGAGGCGUGUUUGGGUCAUCCACAUGCAUGGAGGCGUGUUUGGGUCAUCCACAUGCAUGGAGGCGUGUUUGGGUCAUCCCCAUGCAUGGAGGCGUGUUUGGGUCAUCCCCAUGCAUGGAGGCGUGUUUGGGUCAUCCACAUGCAUGGAGGCGUGUUUGGGUCAUCCCCAUGCAUGGAGGCGUGUUUGGGUCAUCCACAUGCAUGGAGGCGUGUUUGGGUCAUCCACAUGCAUGGAGGCGUGUUUGGGUCAUCCACAUGCAUGGAGGCGUGUUUGGGUCAUCCACAUGCAUGGAGGCGUGUUUGGGUCAUCCACAUGCAUGGAGGCGUGUUUGGGUCAUCCACAUGCAUGGAGGCGUGUUUGGGUCAUCCACAUGCAUGGAGGCGUGUUUGGGUCAUCCACAUGCAUGGAGGCGUGUUUGGGUCAUCCCCAUGCAUGGAGGCGUGUUUGGGUCAUCCCCAUGCAUGGAGGCGUGUUUGGGUCAUCCCCAUGCAUGGAGGCGUGUUUGGGUCAUCCCCAUGCAUGGAGGCGUGUUUGGGUCAUCCACAUGCAUGGAGGCGUGUUUGGGUCAUCCACAUGCAUGGAGGCGUGUUUGGGUCAUCCACAUGCAUGGAGGCGUGUUUGGGUCAUCCCCAUGCAUGGAGGCGUGUUUGGGUCAUCCACAUGCAUGGAGGCGUGUUUGGGUCAUCCACAUGCAUGGAGGCGUGUUUGGGUCAUCCACAUGCAUGGAGGCGUGUUUGGGUCAUCCACAUGCAUGGAGGCGUGUUUGGGUCAUCCACAUGCAUGGAGGCGUGUUUGGGUCAUCCACAUGCAUGGAGGCGUGUUUGGGUCAUCCACAUGCAUGGAGGCGUGUUUGGGUCAUCCCCAUGCAUGGAGGCGUGUUUGGGUCAUCCCCAUGCAUGGAGGCGUGUUUGGGUCAUCCACAUGCAUGGAGGCGUGUUUGGGUCAUCCCCAUGCAUGGAGGCGUGUUUGGGUCAUCCACAUGCAUGGAGGCGUGUUUGGGUCAUCCACAUGCAUGGAGGCGUGUUUGGGUCAUCCACAUGCAUGGAGGCGUGUUUGGGUCAUCCACAUGCAUGGAGGCGUGUUUGGGUCAUCCACAUGCAUGGAGGCGUGUUUGGGUCAUCCACAUGCAUGGAGGCGUGUUUGGGUCAUCCACAUGCAUGGAGGCGUGUUUGGGUCAUCCACAUGCAUGGAGGCGUGUUUGGGUCAUCCCCAUGCAUGGAGGCGUGUUUGGGUCAUCCCCAUGCAUGGAGGCGUGUUUGGGUCAUCCCCAUGCAUGGAGGCGUGUUUGGGUCAUCCCCAUGCAUGGAGGCGUGUUUGGGUCAUCCACAUGCAUGGAGGCGUGUUUGGGUCAUCCACAUGCAUGGAGGCGUGUUUGGGUCAUCCACAUGCAUGGAGGCGUGUUUGGGUCAUCCCCAUGCAUGGAGGCGUGUUUGGGUCAUCCCCAUGCAUGGAGGCGUGUUUGGGUCAUCCCCAUGCAUGGAGGCGUGUUUGGGUCAUCCACAUGCAUGGAGGCGUGUUUGGGUCAUCCACAUGCAUGGAGGCGUGUUUGGGUCAUCCACAUGCAUGGAGGCGUGUUUGGGUCAUCCACAUGCAUGGAGGCGUGUUUGGGUCAUCCCCAUGCAUGGAGGCGUGUUUGGGUCAUCCCCAUGCAUGGAGGCGUGUUUGGGUCAUCCCCAUGCAUGGAGGCGUGUUUGGGUCAUCCACAUGCAUGGAGGCGUGUUUGGGUCAUCCCCAUGCAUGGAGGCGUGUUUGGGUCAUCCACAUGCAUGGAGGCGUGUUUGGGUCAUCCACAUGCAUGGAGGCGUGUUUGGGUCAUCCCCAUGCAUGGAGGCGUGUUUGGGUCAUCCACAUGCAUGGAGGCGUGUUUGGGUCAUCCACAUGCAUGGAGGCGUGUUUGGGUCAUCCACAUGCAUGGAGGCGUGUUUGGGUCAUCCACAUGCAUGGAGGCGUGUUUGGGUCAUCCCCAUGCAUGGAGGCGUGUUUGGGUCAUCCCCAUGCAUGGAGGCGUGUUUGGGUCAUCCCCAUGCAUGGAGGCGUGUUUGGGUCAUCCACAUGCAUGGAGGCGUGUUUGGGUCAUCCCCAUGCAUGGAGGCGUGUUUGGGUCAUCCCCAUGCAUGGAGGCGUGUUUGGGUCAUCCCCAUGCAUGGAGGCGUGUUUGGGUCAUCCACAUGCAUGGAGGCGUGUUUGGGUCAUCCACAUGCAUGGAGGCGUGUUUGGGUCAUCCACAUGCAUGGAGGCGUGUUUGGGUCAUCCCCAUGCAUGGAGGCGUGUUUGGGUCAUCCCCAUGCAUGGAGGCGUGUUUGGGUCAUCCACAUGCAUGGAGGCGUGUUUGGGUCAUCCCCAUGCAUGGAGGCGUGUUUGGGUCAUCCCCAUGCAUGGAGGCGUGUUUGGGUCAUCCCCAUGCAUGGAGGCGUGUUUGGGUCAUCCCCAUGCAUGGAGGCGUGUUUGGGUCAUCCACAUGCAUGGAGGCGUGUUUGGGUCAUCCACAUGCAUGGAGGCGUGUUUGGGUCAUCCCCAUGCAUGGAGGCGUGUUUGGGUCAUCCCCAUGCAUGGAGGCGUGUUUGGGUCAUCCACAUGCAUGGAGGCGUGUUUGGGUCAUCCACAUGCAUGGAGGCGUGUUUGGGUCAUCCCCAUGCAUGGAGGCGUGUUUGGGUCAUCCCCAUGCAUGGAGGCGUGUUUGGGUCAUCCCCAUGCAUGGAGGCGUGUUUGGGUCAUCCCCAUGCAUGGAGGCGUGUUUGGGUCAUCCACAUGCAUGGAGGCGUGUUUGGGUCAUCCACAUGCAUGGAGGCGUGUUUGGGUCAUCCACAUGCAUGGAGGCGUGUUUGGGUCAUCCCCAUGCAUGGAGGCGUGUUUGGGUCAUCCCCAUGCAUGGAGGCGUGUUUGGGUCAUCCCCAUGCAUGGAGGCGUGUUUGGGUCAUCCACAUGCAUGGAGGCGUGUUUGGGUCAUCCACAUGCAUGGAGGCGUGUUUGGGUCAUCCACAUGCAUGGAGGCGUGUUUGGGUCAUCCACAUGCAUGGAGGCGUGUUUGGGUCAUCCCCAUGCAUGGAGGCGUGUUUGGGUCAUCCCCAUGCAUGGAGGCGUGUUUGGGUCAUCCACAUGCAUGGAGGCGUGUUUGGGUCAUCCACAUGCAUGGAGGCGUGUUUGGGUCAUCCACAUGCAUGGAGGCGUGUUUGGGUCAUCCCCAUGCAUGGAGGCGUGUUUGGGUCAUCCCCAUGCAUGGAGGCGUGUUUGGGUCAUCCCCAUGCAUGGAGGCGUGUUUGGGUCAUCCCCAUGCAUGGAGGCGUGUUUGGGUCAUCCACAUGCAUGGAGGCGUGUUUGGGUCAUCCACAUGCAUGGAGGCGUGUUUGGGUCAUCCACAUGCAUGGAGGCGUGUUUGGGUCAUCCCCAUGCAUGGAGGCGUGUUUGGGUCAUCCCCAUGCAUGGAGGCGUGUUUGGGUCAUCCCCAUGCAUGGAGGCGUGUUUGGGUCAUCCACAUGCAUGGAGGCGUGUUUGGGUCAUCCACAUGCAUGGAGGCGUGUUUGGGUCAUCCACAUGCAUGGAGGCGUGUUUGGGUCAUCCACAUGCAUGGAGGCGUGUUUGGGUCAUCCCCAUGCAUGGAGGCGUGUUUGGGUCAUCCCCAUGCAUGGAGGCGUGUUUGGGUCAUCCCCAUGCAUGGAGGCGUGUUUGGGUCAUCCACAUGCAUGGAGGCGUGUUUGGGUCAUCCCCAUGCAUGGAGGCGUGUUUGGGUCAUCCCCAUGCAUGGAGGCGUGUUUGGGUCAUCCCCAUGCAUGGAGGCGUGUUUGGGUCAUCCACAUGCAUGGAGGCGUGUUUGGGUCAUCCACAUGCAUGGAGGCGUGUUUGGGUCAUCCACAUGCAUGGAGGCGUGUUUGGGUCAUCCCCAUGCAUGGAGGCGUGUUUGGGUCAUCCCCAUGCAUGGAGGCGUGUUUGGGUCAUCCACAUGCAUGGAGGCGUGUUUGGGUCAUCCCCAUGCAUGGAGGCGUGUUUGGGUCAUCCCCAUGCAUGGAGGCGUGUUUGGGUCAUCCCCAUGCAUGGAGGCGUGUUUGGGUCAUCCCCAUGCAUGGAGGCGUGUUUGGGUCAUCCACAUGCAUGGAGGCGUGUUUGGGUCAUCCACAUGCAUGGAGGCGUGUUUGGGUCAUCCCCAUGCAUGGAGGCGUGUUUGGGUCAUCCCCAUGCAUGGAGGCGUGUUUGGGUCAUCCACAUGCAUGGAGGCGUGUUUGGGUCAUCCACAUGCAUGGAGGCGUGUUUGGGUCAUCCCCAUGCAUGGAGGCGUGUUUGGGUCAUCCCCAUGCAUGGAGGCGUGUUUGGGUCAUCCCCAUGCAUGGAGGCGUGUUUGGGUCAUCCCCAUGCAUGGAGGCGUGUUUGGGUCAUCCACAUGCAUGGAGGCGUGUUUGGGUCAUCCACAUGCAUGGAGGCGUGUUUGGGUCAUCCACAUGCAUGGAGGCGUGUUUGGGUCAUCCCCAUGCAUGGAGGCGUGUUUGGGUCAUCCCCAUGCAUGGAGGCGUGUUUGGGUCAUCCCCAUGCAUGGAGGCGUGUUUGGGUCAUCCACAUGCAUGGAGGCGUGUUUGGGUCAUCCACAUGCAUGGAGGCGUGUUUGGGUCAUCCACAUGCAUGGAGGCGUGUUUGGGUCAUCCACAUGCAUGGAGGCGUGUUUGGGUCAUCCCCAUGCAUGGAGGCGUGUUUGGGUCAUCCCCAUGCAUGGAGGCGUGUUUGGGUCAUCCCCAUGCAUGGAGGCGUGUUUGGGUCAUCCACAUGCAUGGAGGCGUGUUUGGGUCAUCCCCAUGCAUGGAGGCGUGUUUGGGUCAUCCACAUGCAUGGAGGCGUGUUUGGGUCAUCCCCAUGCAUGGAGGCGUGUUUGGGUCAUCCACAUGCAUGGAGGCGUGUUUGGGUCAUCCCCAUGCAUGGAGGCGUGUUUGGGUCAUCCACAUGCAUGGAGGCGUGUUUGGGUCAUCCACAUGCAUGGAGGCGUGUUUGGGUCAUCCCCAUGCAUGGAGGCGUGUUUGGGUCAUCCCCAUGCAUGGAGGCGUGUUUGGGUCAUCCCCAUGCAUGGAGGCGUGUUUGGGUCAUCCACAUGCAUGGAGGCGUGUUUGGGUCAUCCACAUGCAUGGAGGCGUGUUUGGGUCAUCCACAUGCAUGGAGGCGUGUUUGGGUCAUCCACAUGCAUGGAGGCGUGUUUGGGUCAGCACAUGCAUGGAGGCGUGUUUGGGUCAUCCACAUGCAUGGAGGCGUGUUUGGGUCAUCCACAUGCAUGGAGGCGUGUUUGGGUCAUCCACAUGCAUGGAGGCGUGUUUGGGUCAUCCCCAUGCAUGGAGGCGUGUUUGGGUCAUCCCCAUGCAUGGAGGCGUGUUUGGGUCAUCCCCAUGCAUGGAGGCGUGUUUGGGUCAUCCCCAUGCAUGGAGGCGUGUUUGGGUCAUCCACAUGCAUGGAGGCGUGUUUGGGUCAUCCACAUGCAUGGAGGCGUGUUUGGGUCAUCCACAUGCAUGGAGGCGUGUUUGGGUCAUCCCCAUGCAUGGAGGCGUGUUUGGGUCAUCCCCAUGCAUGGAGGCGUGUUUGGGUCAUCCCCAUGCAUGGAGGCGUGUUUGGGUCAUCCCCAUGCAUGGAGGCGUGUUUGGGUCAUCCACAUGCAUGGAGGCGUGUUUGGGUCAUCCACAUGCAUGGAGGCGUGUUUGGGUCAUCCACAUGCAUGGAGGCGUGUUUGGGUCAUCCCCAUGCAUGGAGGCGUGUUUGGGUCAUCCCCAUGCAUGGAGGCGUGUUUGGGUCAUCCCCAUGCAUGGAGGCGUGUUUGGGUCAUCCACAUGCAUGGAGGCGUGUUUGGGUCAUCCACAUGCAUGGAGGCGUGUUUGGGUCAUCCACAUGCAUGGAGGCGUGUUUGGGUCAUCCACAUGCAUGGAGGCGUGUUUGGGUCAUCCCCAUGCAUGGAGGCGUGUUUGGGUCAUCCACAUGCAUGGAGGCGUGUUUGGGUCAUCCACAUGCAUGGAGGCGUGUUUGGGUCAUCCCCAUGCAUGGAGGCGUGUUUGGGUCAUCCCCAUGCAUGGAGGCGUGUUUGGGUCAUCCACAUGCAUGGAGGCGUGUUUGGGUCAUCCACAUGCAUGGAGGCGUGUUUGGGUCAUCCACAUGCAUGGAGGCGUGUUUGGGUCAUCCACAUGCAUGGAGGCGUGUUUGGGUCAUCCCCAUGCAUGGAGGCGUGUUUGGGUCAUCCCCAUGCAUGGAGGCGUGUUUGGGUCAUCCCCAUGCAUGGAGGCGUGUUUGGGUCAUCCCCAUGCAUGGAGGCGUGUUUGGGUCAUCCACAUGCAUGGAGGCGUGUUUGGGUCAUCCACAUGCAUGGAGGCGUGUUUGGGUCAUCCACAUGCAUGGAGGCGUGUUUGGGUCAUCCCCAUGCAUGGAGGCGUGUUUGGGUCAUCCCCAUGCAUGGAGGCGUGUUUGGGUCAUCCCCAUGCAUGGAGGCGUGUUUGGGUCAUCCACAUGCAUGGAGGCGUGUUUGGGUCAUCCACAUGCAUGGAGGCGUGUUUGGGUCAUCCACAUGCAUGGAGGCGUGUUUGGGUCAUCCACAUGCAUGGAGGCGUGUUUGGGUCAUCCCCAUGCAUGGAGGCGUGUUUGGGUCAUCCCCAUGCAUGGAGGCGUGUUUGGGUCAUCCCCAUGCAUGGAGGCGUGUUUGGGUCAUCCACAUGCAUGGAGGCGUGUUUGGGUCAUCCCCAUGCAUGGAGGCGUGUUUGGGUCAUCCACAUGCAUGGAGGCGUGUUUGGGUCAUCCCCAUGCAUGGAGGCGUGUUUGGGUCAUCCACAUGCAUGGAGGCGUGUUUGGGUCAUCCCCAUGCAUGGAGGCGUGUUUGGGUCAUCCACAUGCAUGGAGGCGUGUUUGGGUCAUCCACAUGCAUGGAGGCGUGUUUGGGUCAUCCCCAUGCAUGGAGGCGUGUUUGGGUCAUCCCCAUGCAUGGAGGCGUGUUUGGGUCAUCCCCAUGCAUGGAGGCGUGUUUGGGUCAUCCACAUGCAUGGAGGCGUGUUUGGGUCAUCCACAUGCAUGGAGGCGUGUUUGGGUCAUCCACAUGCAUGGAGGCGUGUUUGGGUCAUCCCCAUGCAUGGAGGCGUGUUUGGGUCAUCCACAUGCAUGGAGGCGUGUUUGGGUCAUCCACAUGCAUGGAGGCGUGUUUGGGUCAUCCACAUGCAUGGAGGCGUGUUUGGGUCAUCCACAUGCAUGGAGGCGUGUUUGGGUCAUCCCCAUGCAUGGAGGCGUGUUUGGGUCAUCCCCAUGCAUGGAGGCGUGUUUGGGUCAUCCACAUGCAUGGAGGCGUGUUUGGGUCAUCCACAUGCAUGGAGGCGUGUUUGGGUCAUCCACAUGCAUGGAGGCGUGUUUGGGUCAUCCCCAUGCAUGGAGGCGUGUUUGGGUCAUCCACAUGCAUGGAGGCGUGUUUGGGUCAUCCACAUGCAUGGAGGCGUGUUUGGGUCAUCCACAUGCAUGGAGGCGUGUUUGGGUCAUCCACAUGCAUGGAGGCGUGUUUGGGUCAUCCCCAUGCAUGGAGGCGUGUUUGGGUCAUCCCCAUGCAUGGAGGCGUGUUUGGGUCAUCCACAUGCAUGGAGGCGUGUUUGGGUCAUCCCCAUGCAUGGAGGCGUGUUUGGGUCAUCCCCAUGCAUGGAGGCGUGUUUGGGUCAUCCCCAUGCAUGGAGGCGUGUUUGGGUCAUCCCCAUGCAUGGAGGCGUGUUUGGGUCAUCCCCAUGCAUGGAGGCGUGUUUGGGUCAUCCCCAUGCAUGGAGGCGUGUUUGGGUCAUCCCCAUGCAUGGAGGCGUGUUUGGGUCAUCCCCAUGCAUGGAGGCGUGUUUGGGUCAUCCCCAUGCAUGGAGGCGUGUUUGGAUCGGACUGUGCCUUUUCGUCACACUACCCGUACCUGCAAGCCCUGCUGACGGAGGAGCUACCGUCACGCUUCCUGCGGCCCAACAGCAAGGUGGUGGAUCUGCUCAAGGACCGCCCGCUGCCACCCGACCCCGACCAGCGCGAGUUCCGCGAGGGGCAGGUGGCGGGCGGCACACUGGGCUUCGCGGGGGAGCUGCAAGUGACGGUCAUUGCCGCCCAGCGCGUCAUCAACCUGCCCCUCGGUGACAGCGACCCGUACGUGGUGUUGGAGUUGGGGCAGCAGGUGGCGCGCAGCAAGCGCAACAGCGAGACGUCGCUGGUGGGCCCGGCGGGGUACCCCAUAUGGAACCAAGACUUCGUGCUGCUAGUGCUCGACCCCUCCCUGCAGCGCCUCUCCGUGAAGCUGCGUGGGUCGCUGGGGCUCUUCUACGUUGACUUUGGGCACGGCUCGGUGCGCCUGGAUUCCCUACAGGACACGGUGCCAACGGACGUGUGGGUACCGCUGCGCCUGCGGCUGCCGGUGGGGCGGAAGGCAUGUGGGCGGGUGAAGAUGCGGCUCACGUACAAGGCAUUCGUGGCGGAGGACGACCAGCAGGACGUUGAGACGUUCGACCAGCCCUACACCGAGGCUGACAGCGACGGUGAGGGCGCUGACGCACUCGCUACCAUUUCCCGCCUUCGGAAGUUUGUUGCUGACGUGGCGGACUCUGCUGCUCCGCCUGAGCUGAUUAGGAUCCUGGAGAAUGUGAGGGUGGGCGAGAUCCCACGUGUCGUUGACCUGGAGCGACUCAGCAGUGACGUGGCAAAGCUGUCUGACCUGGCGCGUGCGCUCGAGGUGGCGUUGUUCAAGGACGUCAACCGAUUGGCGGAGCUCCCGAGGCUGUCAGAUCUUCCCAAGAUGAAGGAGUUCUCUGUGCUUGCUGAGCUGGCGAGCCUCCGCGCUGACAUCGAACGGCUGGCGCAGGCGGCUCGUGCGCUGGAGCUGGGUGCUGAGCUGGAGAAACGUGUGAAGGUGGAUCUGUCGCGCAUCGAUCUGGACCUGUCGUCCGUUGAUCUGCCCAAGUGGGACGAGUGGAUGGCUGUGCCGCGCCGUGCGCUGCCCCAGCCCAAGGACCUGGUGGAGCGAUACCGGCUGCUGCUGCCCGAUGCUGAGGCUCGGCGACGACAGCGGGAGCGAGAGGCGAGUGAGGAGAGAGGGGAGGAGGAGGAGGGCAAUGAUGAUGAUUUGGAUGGUGGGAAAGGGGGUAAGGGACAGGGGAGUGGGGAGGGGAGAGGAUGGUGGAGGAAUUGGAGAAGUAGAAGGGGGGGUGUGGAAAGGAAGAGCGGGCGGGGAAGUGCUCCAAGAGUGGUGGGGCGAGGUGGUGAGGUGGGGCGAGGGAAGAGGGGAAGAGUGGAAGUGGAAGGAGGGAAGCGGGACAGAGGGGAUGGAGAAGAGGCAGCGAGAGAAGGGAAGUUAGGUGGAGAAGGGAAGUUAGGUGGAGAAGGGAAGUUAGGUGGAGAAGGGAAGUUCGGUGGAGAAGGGAAGUUAGGUGGAGAAGGGAAGUUAGGUGGAGAAGGGAAGUUAGGUGGAGAAGGGAAGUUAGGUGGAGAAGGGAAGUUAGGUGGAGAAGGGAAGUUAGGUGGAGAAGGGAAGUUAGGUGGAGAAGGGAAGUUAGGUGGAGAAGGAGGGGGAGAAGCAGGGGGAGGGGAGCGGCCACCUGAGGGAAGGAAGAAGAUACGACGGGUGACGCCAGCAGCGGUGGUGGAGGGGGGGGACAGGAGUGCCGUAGCAAGGAGAGGGGAUGAGGGGAAGCGGGCGGAGGGGGUGGAGGGGGCGUUUGAAUGGAGGGAGGCACUGCGGGUGUUUGAGGACGUGUGGGGCAUGAUGGACGGCUCCCCCUCCAUGCAGCCGGGGUCGCUCUCGGGCAGACACAGCUCCUCCGUGCCCGAUGCCCCGCUGUGGAAUGGGCAGGCGCGCUCACACGCCCCGCCUCCCAUGCCCGGUGCUGAUGCGCGCAGCGGGAGUGCUGGGACAGCGCAGGGGAGGGCCGGCAUAGGCGGGGAGGGGGGGCGGCGACUGGCAGUAGCAGGCAACGUGAGAGGGACUGCGGAGGGGGAGGGAGGGGUUGGAGAGGGACGGGAUGGGAAUGGGAAGGCAGCAGUGAGUGAGGAGAGGUUUGAGAGGGGUGAGAUGGAAGGGGAAGGGAAGAGAGAGGGAGACAGCGGGGUGAGCGGGAAUGGCAGUGUGGCAGAGAAAUUGAUCCGUGCUGAUGUGGAUGGGGAGGCUGCCAGCAUUGCAGCACGUGAAGCUGGGUCAGCAGCAGCGGCCAUGGCAGGACGAGGCAAGGGGUGGGUCUCGCCGUCCCUGCUGUCUGCUGGUGGUGGGGCUCCUGGUGGGCGCGGCACCUGGCAUAGGGAUGGUGACAGGGGGGGGAACGGAGAUGAGCAGAAUGCAGGAGGGCAACGUGGGAGUCGUGCUGUGCGCGGCCCUGUCGUGGUGUCACUUGGCCCUCCGCCCGCCACCCACCAGGUGCUGGCCUGCAUGGUUCCCGUGCGGCAGCUGUGCGUUGGCAUCACUGCCAAGCCGUCAAUCAUCCCUUUCAGUGACAAGGACCCUCCAGUGCUGCUGGCUGAUCGCACGGCCCUCUGCUGUGCUCUGCUGCACGCGCUUGUGGGGGAGGCUGAGCACGCAGGGAUCCAAACUGGGGAUUACGGGGAGGAUGAGGGGGAGAAAAAUGGGGAACGGCCAGUGGGGGAUAACGGGGAGAGUAAAGAGGAGAUGUGUGCGAGGGGAUGCAGGGAGAGUGUGGAUAGCAUGGACGGCUCAGGAGAUAGUGCGGUGACGCACGGCGACGGGUCAUCACGGGGAGAGUUGGAGGUGUACUUCAACACGCGGUGCACAGGCAUCGACACCACGGCACACACUGUGACCCUGCUGCCCACCCAGCACCUGCAGCAGCACGCGCCAGCCCAGCUCAGCUAUGACCUCCUGGUGGGGGCGGACGGGGUGCGCUCCAUGGUCCGGAGCAUGCUAAUGAGCAGCACGAGGGAGUUCGCCAUCGAGGCGCUGCCCCUCUUUGGGGAGUGGGCUGUUGCCUCCAUCCCUGCCCCCGCCUCCCUUCCCCCCAACUCCAUGAUUCUUGUUCCAAGGGUUCCCCGCACUCCUGGCAUAUCGGUGGUGGGGCUCCCAGCACAGGGCGGCAAGCUUUGUCUCUUGUGGACGUGGUCGGCGUUGGCACGGCCCGCUGAGUGGUUGGCGCUGAGAAGCAAUGAUGCGGACAGGGAGGACCAUGCGGUGGGAAGGACGGACGCAAGGAAGGAGGGGGAAAGCGUGGGUAGCAAGCAGGGUGUGACUGGUGCAACGGAGAAUGCAGCAGGUGAAGGGAGUGUGGCUGGAGGCUGUGGAAAUGCAGACAGAGCGGUUGCAGCAGAUGGGGAAGGGGCGGAAGUGAGGGAGAGGGGAGAAGAUAAGGGGGGCAGAGGAAGGGGCGGAGACACUGUUGAACCAGCAGCCACGCACAAGCAUGAGGAUCAAGUGCUGGCAGUAUCACGACUCUGCCGCCCAAAUCGCUCUAAUCGGCGACUCAGCACACGCCACCACUUGCGCUCACACCUUGCUGUCAUGCUCGCUUGCUACUCUGCUCUUCAGGUGCCGGAAGGCCAUGCCCUGGUUGACCUUUCAGAUGCCGGUGCACCCAUCAGCAACCUCUACUCUGUGCUGUCAGCGAUUGACAUGAUUCUUCGUUCGAUCCUUUCCAAGCUGCUGCCUGCAUGGGUUGUGUCACCUCCCAUCCAAACCAGCGCACUCGGACCAUCCGCCUCUUCCCCCAUCUUCCCGCGAGCCGUGCGACUUUCUUCCGCAAACCACAUCCGCGGCAUGGCGUCCGAUAAGAAAG